AGUAUUUUGGUGUGGUCAAGAAGUUUUAAUCAAAAAGCAUGGGUCGCCGUCGUUCCAAGCGAAAGCCCCCACCCAAGAAGAAGCUGGUGGGAACCCUUGACACGCAGUUUACGUGCCCCUUCUGCAAUCAUGAAAAAGCCUGUGAAGUCAAGAUGGAUCGGACCAGGCAGAUUGGCGUCAUAUCUUGCAGAGUGUGCUUGGAAGAUUUCCAGACUGGCAUUAACUACUUGACAGAACCUGUGGAUGUAUACAGCGACUGGAUUGACGCUUGUGAAUCGGCCAACGGGUAGCAUACGAGAAGGAGACCAUGGGGGCAGGAGAAGGGGUGAAGGCUAGGGUUGCUGCUGUAGAUGCUUGCUGGACCACAAACUCCACAUUCUGUCGCUGCCAUGUAUGUACGUCUGUCCAGAUUUUUUUAAACUCUGCUGCAUGGGUCAGUUUGCAGAAAGCCAGUUGAUACCUCCAAUGCUGUAUUGCAUACUCAGCAUGCAGCAAUAUUGGUCGCACAAAGUGAAACUCAGACCCCAGAGCAAAGGGAUCUUCUCCCACGGCAGGUUUCACAAACUUAAAACGCCAAGUUGGAGAUAGUGUGUUAUCUCUUGAAUUUUUUCCCUGAGCAAAGUGUAACCAUUCCAGGUACAAGCUGUCAGGAGUCGUGUAUUCAUUUUGUCACUUUGGACGUCAAGGUGGGAUUUUACGCAUGAUUUAGUUAAGAAGCUGUCCAUGAAUUUAGGUUUUUGUUCUAGAUUGGCUCUUUCCAGAUGAUUAACUUUGUUUACCCAAAGAACUCCAGAACAACUAAGUUGUAACCCUGAGCCAUGUUUGUUUAUCUUUUGGCUUUUCUACAAAGAGCAGACAGUCCCAGGCACAAUUUGUUGAAAUAUGUCAACACUAAAUUUUUCGUAGAAACUGAAUUUUAGAACCUUGUAUCUCGUAAGAGUAAUUUUGAAGUGAGGUUUAUUGUGGCUAUUACAUUUUGGUGUAAAAUCAGCAAGUGGCCAUGGAUAUGUUGCGAAAACUUAAGUGAAAAAAGAGUGUACAUUGAAGAUGCAAUUUGCAUCACAAAAAUAUAGACUUUCAAUUUUGUAACCAAGAUAAUUUAAGAUGCUGAAGUGCUCCAGUUUUUAAAGGUUUUCUUUUCUUUCUUUCAUGGUGAAAUUGUUUAAGGUCGAGAAAUGUACUUAAAUUAGUGAGAGUAUCUACAGAAAUGUUCUUCAGACAUAGAAACCUACACCAUGGAAACAGAAGCUGAUCAUUUCUAUACUUUUUGAGGUUGUAAAUAGAUGUAACAUUGGUUUCCAUCAACCAAGGUUUAGUUCAUCUGUUCAAGGUGAAGAAACUCUUUUCUUAGGUUUUUGAAGGUUUUCUUUUAGAUCAUUGCAUUCGCUAGAAGUAAAGGCAGAACACAUGUAAAAUGGAAGCAUUUGGGGAGAUUUCAGAUGCAUGUGUCUUCUUUUGCUGUUUCUUUUCAGCUAAAAAAAGUGAAUGACAGAGGUUGUAAUAUUAUCCUGUCGAUUUUAUUGAACCAUUUUGUAUCUAAUACCUUUACUUUGGUGGAAAGUUUACAAUGGUAAUAAUCCUCCCAGGAAGUUGCUGAAGGUCAUUUCUCACAUUAGAUGAUACAGGAAUAAUAGAUUCAAAAACGAUGGAUUCAACAAGCUCAGACAGAAAAAGUAACCCCAACACAGAGGUCACCUUGUGCUGUAUCAACUGAUUUCUUACCAAAGGAACAUGGCAUCAGAUUUUGGCUUAAAUAAAAAUUACAUCCCAUAUUCUGAGAUGUCUUAAUUUGGUCAAAGAAAAUACAUGUGCAUACUGCAAGGCCAGUAGAGUUUCCACAAACAUGUAACAUGCAACAAAAAAUGCUGAAUACAAAUUAACUUUCUGCAACAAUUUAACGCCUGUGCAUCUGAUCAGGUGCUCCAAAUAGUUUGUGAGGUGAAAAUGUAAAGAUUUCUGCCUGAUACAUGUAUUUAAAGGAGCACCUGCUUAUAAUAAGAGUAUAGUCUAUUAACAAAGGCCAAUACGUGUACAUUAUUUCAUCAAUUAAAAUUGCUCAUCUUGAUUCUUGA
Messenger RNA from Acanthaster planci (crown-of-thorns starfish), 2072 nucleotides. Its product is annotated as transcription elongation factor 1 homolog. NCBI's taxonomy places the organism in Eukaryota, Metazoa, Echinodermata, Asteroidea, Valvatida, Acanthasteridae. Gene Ontology annotation, cellular component: transcription elongation factor complex. The record is from RefSeq and is a predicted model, not a curated record. Gene Ontology annotation, molecular function: RNA polymerase II complex binding. Gene Ontology annotation, biological process: transcription elongation by RNA polymerase II.